ACCGAUGCCAAACAGUCGUAGUCUAAACGUUUUGCUGUCUGGUGCGUUUCAAGUGAGAGAUUUACAAAACAAAAUCAAUAAAAAACACACAAAAUGCUGAGGCCAGGGCUAUUUCACAUAGGCCUGUUGUUGGUGCUGUUGGGCCAAGCGCUGUCCGUUGACUACUCCAAUCCCAAGUCGCAGGUGGAAUAUAUAAGUGCGCAGCCAGGAGACAAGCCCAACAUUGUGCCAAUAACGCGGCCUCCUUUGCUCAACCAAACACCGCCACCGCCGGAGGGCAACUCCAAGAAUUUUGCAUACAAUCCCAAAAGUCAAACCUGGACAAAGAUUGACGCGCACGAUCCACAGCCGGAUGAAGAUACAUUGGUCUGGAAUCAAAGCAAUGAUAAAUGGCUAACCAGGGUGCCGGGAUCUUAACCAAGAACACGCAACAAUAUUCGCAAAUACGCACGCAAGUUUCGAUUAAUUCAACACGACACGCACGAAAAUUUAUAUCUCAAGCAAAGUGUUAAUCAAAUUAUUUACUUUUAUUUUCAAUAUAUAUUUAAAAUUGAAAACUUCUGAAAACGUGUAGAAAAUGCAGAUUUAUAAAUACUCUUUUUAACGCACAAUGCAAACAAACCGAUAAAAAUAUCAAUUUAUCGAUAAAUAUCGAUUUCAGUCUUUGAAAAACAUAUCUUAGCCAAUGCUUUUAUAUAUAACAAUGUUCGCUUUCUGAUUUUUAUAAAAUAUACGUUGUUUAAUG
Molecule: messenger RNA, 745 nt
Organism: Drosophila novamexicana
Lineage: Eukaryota; Metazoa; Arthropoda; Insecta; Diptera; Drosophilidae
Exons: 2
Coding region: 94-417 (107 amino acids)
Source: RefSeq, a predicted model, not a curated record